Molecule: messenger RNA, 3259 nt
Organism: Melanotaenia boesemani (Boeseman's rainbowfish)
Lineage: Eukaryota; Metazoa; Chordata; Actinopteri; Atheriniformes; Melanotaeniidae
Gene: cavin4a
Product: caveolae associated protein 4a
Exons: 2
Coding region: 133-1131 (332 amino acids)
Biological process (GO): regulation of gene expression
Cellular component (GO): cytoplasm; caveola
Source: RefSeq, a predicted model, not a curated record
GCGGUUGGGUGUUGCCACUCUCCUGUCUCCCUGCUGGUAACCCCAACGAUACUUGCUCAGGUUCCCAAACUAAACCAACCUGCAACUUUUAAACAAAUUUAAAAGUUAGGACCCAAGUCUUAAAAAGCUCCAAUGGACCAGCACAAGCAUCGUACGGUGGGUGUCCAAGAAAAGCUGGAGAUCAUUGGGGUGGAGGAUGAGUCUGGGAACCCCAUCAGCGCCCUGACCAUCCUCUCCCUGCUGGAGCGAGUGGCCGGCAUCAUCGAUAAUGUCCAGUCCUGCCAGCAGCGCAUGGAGGAGCGUCAGCUGGAGCUAGAGAACAACAUCAAGACCAUCCAGGGGGACGUCCUGAAGCUGGCCAAGGACCACACCGACACCAGUGGCACAGUUGAAAAGCUCCUGCAGAAAACCCGCAAAGUGAGUGCCAAUGUCAAGGAGGUCCGGGCACGGGUGGAGAAGCAAAACGUUCGGGUCAAGAAGGUGGAAACGACGCAGGAUGAGCUGCUCACCCGCAACAAGUUCAGAGUUGUCAUCUACCAGGGUGAUACAGAGAUCCCCUCAGUGGCAGUAACCAAGUCUCCCAAAGGCCCAGGCCUGGAAGGUUUGGAUAUUGAGCCUGACACCUAUGACGUCCCUGCCGACCUCUCCUCUGACGAGGAGUACCUCAGUGUGGAGGAGACCGACCCCUCGAGAGCUGCUCGAUUCAAGAAAACAAUGGUGAAAAGCACCGAGACCCUGAAGGCCGCCUUCUCCAAGGAGAACAUGAGCAAAACCAAAGGCACCCUGGGCACCAAGUUCCACAAUCUGGGUGAGAAGGUCAUGCCACCACAGCGAAGGGAGAAGAUGCACCAGGCUGGCGAGCGGUUGAAGCAGUCUGGCGAGCGGCUGAAGGAGAACAUCGCCAAGAAAGCUCCAACCAAAGAGACCUUCCGCAUCAAGCUGAAGAAGGAGAGGGCCGUCGCUGAGGGCCAGGAGGGUGCUGAGGGCGAGGUUGAGGUUGAGCCAGGCACCCACGCCAAGGAGCCAUCUGAGGGGGUGACCUACACUGAGGUUGCCUUGGAAACCAAAAGGGAGGGGCCCGUGGAAGAGGCUGGGGCUACCAGAAUAAGAGAGGAAGAUCUCAGGAAGUAAAUGAACUGAACAAGAAGCCAACAUGAAGAGAGGAUGAAACACUGGGAAAAACAAGGGCUGCGAUUCCUUGAAAACAAUGACGGACAUUUGUUUUGUCUCAAUAUUAAAAAAUGGAAGAAGUUGGUUUCAAUUUUUAAAAAACUUAUUUAUCCAAAUCUGCUCAUUUAAGCCCUCAAAUAUUGUCUGUUGUCUUUUAAACAAUUUAAUCAACAAACUCUGAGACAAGUUCAAGAUUUAAGAGAAAAGGUACUCAAAGAGUCUAAUUUGAGAGUCCAGAUUGUUACAGAUACAAAGUGUGGAUGAAAUUCAGGUUUAUUUGCACAUGAUGGUUGGAGGGAAGAGAAAGAUGACAAGCAGUUAACAGAACUGUGAGAAGGAUGCUGAAUGUUGACAUUUGUGUAAUCUCAUUUAUUCAGAUGUACAUAUGUAAUCUUGUACAAACUGACAAAACUGGGGAGAUAAAAUUGGCUUCAGCUGGUCUGGUGUUAAGAUAAAAAUGCAGAUCUGCCUCAGACUGGUUUCUGUUGCAGAGUAAAACACCAGCGAGCGCUUAGAUAGAUGUUAAAGCUGCACCAGGCCAAGAGAUUUGACUGCAGUGACGUCAACAAACUGUGAUGCUGUAUUUGAAUGAUGCACGUUACUCCAGCUCAGCUACGAUGUUUACAAAGAGUUCAAUAUUCAAGGCAAAUACUCAUUUCUUAGUUUCUGCAUCAGUUAGGAAUCAGUGGAAACCCCCCCUCCCCCAACGUCAGAGACUGGAGGAGGAAUCUUUGUCCAGUGCAGCUUUCAGUUUCAUUUGACAGCCUUCUUCUUAGUGGCAAUGAUGUGGUAAAUUUAACCCAUUUAAUCCCAAAUUUUUGUACUCUGCAAAAUGAGUACAUACAUUUCAUUCUAUGGAUCUCCCCAACACAUAAUGUGUAUGAAUUAUUUAAUUUCAUGUUGGUUAUGUAAGUGAAAAUGUAAGUUUUAUACCUGGAAACAGUUGUUGUUGAUGUUUAUUUCAUCAAUCAAGCUUUGUGUGGUGACAAGGUUAUCAUAGGUCUGGACUUAACAGGUUCAAAUCUUUCUCACGAGACAGGAUGGUUUAGUCUUUUUCUGUGUUUCUAUGGAAAAACUGGGAUAGGUGUCAGAAUAUAAAGAACUCAGAUAGCUAGAUAUUCAUCAUUCUUCACUUUUGUUUCUAUAUCACGUUCUUUGUUAUAACUCAAGAAAGGUGUAAGAUGUGACUUCAUUACGUAGCUAAUGCAUCUAGCUCUAUCAGCUGAUGGAGAUCAGGGUUCACUGAACCAAAAUACAAAAACCCAUCCCGUCCUGAGUGAAACUCCUUGGUGAAAAUGAUGGUUCUUACUUAACAAACAUAAUUUUUUAGUUAGUUUUAAUCUGUGUAGAAAAAAAAACUUGUUACAUGAUAUGAAUGUGUAAUGCUAACAGUAAAUGUGCUUACAUUUAUUGUUCUCAUGAAAAAAAAUUAUACAUAAAGGCAUAUGAUUCUCAUUAUAUGUAGUAGACCCUUUAAAAAUACAUGUACGAAAUAUCUCAGUUAUGUCUGUUGAGGUGUUUUAUUAACAUCCUCUUGCAAGUUUAAAUGGGUUAAGUUGGGGUUUAUCUUGAGUUUUGGUGGCUUUAGAGCUUUUGACUCUUUUUAUUGUAUGAAUGUUUAAUUCUUGCCGCUUAUUUCAUAGUUUCUGAGCACGAAGUGAUGACUGAGGUCAAAAGGUGUUCUGCAUGUCAGUCAUUAGAUACUUCUUAAUGCAUCCAGUAGGCACGUUGGUUUUAGAAAACUAUCAUUAUACUCCAGUACAGUGUGUUAUGAAAAUACACUUCCUGUUUGUCUUCCAUUUCUUUCAUAUAUUUCUGAUCUUGUGUUGCUGCUGGUGAAUGAAUUUACUGCUUUAGCUGAAGGUCGUUUGGUUCGACUUCUGUCUUUUUCGCUUUUUGAUCACAGUUCAGCUUCCAUGUUUUGUUUAGCUGUUUUUACAUCCCCAACCAAAAACACUUUACUACAAGAAAGAAAGAAAAACAGCUGAUUGUGGCUGAGGUUUUUCUUCUUCUUCUUUUUGCUUUACUCACUUUGUUUUGAUUUUAUAUAAAUAAAGUUCACGUGACACAAAAUGUCACUUCUGUCUGA